AUGAGUGGUAUGCACCCUCAGUGGUUUGUGUUGAAUCAUAUUGACAUCCAUUGCAGGCAGAAUAGCAGUGAGGAGGAUCGCAAGGUGAUCAAGGAGAAAGCCAUUGAAGAGUUGAUGGCCAAGCGAUUUGCCAAGGGCAAGUCAAAGGAGUACCAUGAGCACCAGCUCAUGGUCUCUCAGCAAAAGAAGAGGGAGGAGGAGAAGAAGCAUCGCCGAGAGGAGGCCACAGAGACUGAGAAUGAAGCUCGGCAGAACAAGAAGGCCAAAACAAGCCAGGCGCAGCAUCCUUUUGCUGCACGUAUGCAGGCCCGGUUCCGUCAAAUGAUGGCCAACCUGGAGGCCGAUGUCAUGGCCCAUGGUCAUGAUCGUCUUGCUGUGGCCGGUGUGUCGAGAGAUGGGGUUGAGGAGGAAAUGAGGGGAUUCUUGGGCCAUUAA
Molecule: messenger RNA, 435 nt
Organism: Coccidioides immitis RS
Lineage: Eukaryota; Fungi; Ascomycota; Eurotiomycetes; Onygenales; Onygenaceae
Exons: 2
Coding region: 1-435 (144 amino acids)
Source: RefSeq, a predicted model, not a curated record